Messenger RNA from Bursaphelenchus xylophilus (pine wood nematode), 7128 nucleotides. Lineage: Eukaryota; Metazoa; Nematoda; Chromadorea; Rhabditida; Aphelenchoididae. The record is from the annotation of a GenBank genome assembly.
AUGCAUUUACGACCAAUCCUCACACAAUUAUCAGAAAAAGUUACAAAAAUCUUCACGGAGAGCGCAACGUUGACAUGUUACACAGAAUAUACCGAAAAGGAGCCAGAAGAAAAUCUCCUUUUAGCCCAAAAUACUGCAUCUAAACUUCGAGAAGCGAUUGAGACCGGAGAAAGCCUUCGGGCAUCACUCGACAAAUACUACAAUCAGUACGUCGAGCUCAUGAACUCUUUGGGUCCAGAAGAAUAUGGACAAGAAGAAGUCCACUACCAAAGUUUACUCAACACACAUUACAUCCCUACUACCCUCGUCAACACACAAGAAGAGUUAAGCCGUCUAAAGAGCGAAUACGACCUCAACAUAGGCCUAAUUGAGAUGCUAAAGAGAAAAAUGAGUGUAAACGUCGCGAUAGAGUCAUCGAACGUCUCAAGAUCACACAGCCCAGCGUCAUUUACAAACCAGACGAGACGGCCGCAACCUCUUAAAUUAGGACCCGUCGAAAAGAUCACCUUUUCCGGCAACGUUCUCGACUAUCCCGCCUUCCGAGAAGCAAUGAAAGUCAUCGAUGCGUCGGAUAACAGUACAUAUGCCAAGUUCCUCUACUUAAAACAGAGUACCAAAGGCAUAGCCUUCGAUGCCAUCAAAUCACUUACUCUCACAGAAUCAAACUACCAACUAGCCAAGGAUCUACUGGAGAAGCACUUCGGUUCAGACGACCUGCUAGUUGAUAGCCUUUUGAAAUCACUUCAAAAUUUACCAGCACCGACCAGAACAGCAGGGAGUUUGCAGAGAUACUACUUUGAGUUAGAAAGCAUACUGCAACAACUUCAAAACCAAGAAGUUCAUACAGACGAUGGCAUCCUGCGCAACAUGAUCACCCAAAAACUUCCUGAUCAAAUUUUAGAACGAAUAAUCCGCCGAAGACACAAAAUCAAAGAGGAGAACAAAGUCUGGAACACAGACGCCUUAAUGAAAGAAUUAAAAAGGAUCAUCGAAGAGAUGUUAGACCUAGAGCGACUACAAGGCAAAAGCAAACAAGUACCAUCGAAGGUUAUGGUGGCGAUAAACCCCUCAAAAUCAAAAGAACAAGGUGAAAAAAUCGCCCGGCCAUGUGUAUUUUGUCAACAUCUCGAUCACUACAGUAAAGACUGCCCAAUGGCAGAUACAGUAGCGAAACGAAAAGACUCCCUGAGAAAAUCCAGACGUUGUUUUAAAUGCUUACAAAAGUGGGAGUCCGGGCACAAAUGUUCCAAAACCUGUUAUUACUGCAAAAAAGAACACAAUACCUUACUUUGUUCACAACCUAAACCCAGGGCUGUAUUUGUAACCAUGGAUGAAGACGCACAAUCCGAAGUCGAAGAUGAUUACCCAUUUUACGACAGCGACCCAGAGACCGACGCAGAUCCCAACGAAACAGAAGAACACGGAGAACCGACUUGGGACGACUCAAUGGUUUGUGUCCUUCGAAGCUCUGGAGAAAAGGCCUUGCUAUCAACCGUAGAGCUAGUAUUGAGAAACCCAGACAACGGCCGACAGUUCCGAACACUAGCCAUCCUCGACAGUGCUUCUGAAACAACGUACAUUACAGAGACCGCCGCCGCAUCUUUGAACCUUAAGAAAAACGCGGAAACAGAACACAAAUCUCGGACCGAAACCUUCGGUGGAACACAACACGUCACCAGAUCGUCAAAAGUAUCCGCUGAGUUUUUACUGUUAAAUGGAGACUCUAUUCCUUUCGUUGCCAGAACCACCCCCUCCAUUGUGAACUUAGUCCGCACUGUCUCCGUUAAAGGAAAGCAAAAAUUAACCGACAAAAAAAGGCCCCAUUUAUUAAUUGGAGGCGACUUGAUCUGGGCUCUACUUCCAGUAAAAAGAGAAAAAACAAAUAAUCCAGAGGUCAUGAAAAUCGAGACGAAAGUCGGGCCGAUUCACCUAUUCUCCGAUGCCUUCCACUUGGGCAAUAGGCAAUUUGAAGACGACGAAAUCGCUCCGUUAGUUCUGCAGGACCUCACCCCUAAAGAGCUAGACAAACAAAUACAGAAACUUUGGACAUUAGAAGGAAUUGGAAUCACAGAACGUGCCGACUCCCGACAAGAAGAUAUCGAAGACGUGACAAAACGUUUUUGUACCCAAAUCGAAGAAAAAGAAGGCCAGCUCCAUGUCAACUGGUUGUGGAAAAAGGACAAACCUCAAGUUCCAGAAAACAAGAAAAUCGCAUUUAGCCGUUUAUUACAAAUGCAGAAACGCGUGUUAGCAGAUGAAAGUCUUCAAAAACUCUUACGGGACUUCAUCAACGAACAGCAACACAGAGGAUUCAUUGAAGAAGUAGACAUGAGGUGCCCCCCAGACGGCCCAGUCUCCUACCUCCCCUUCCAACUAGUCUACACUCCGGGAAAAACCACACCCGUGCGAUGUGUUUUUGACGCAUCAAGUCAUACGAAAAAUCAACCUUCACUCAACGAUUGUUUUGAGAAAGGACCUCUCCUACUUCCCGAUCUUACAAGUUUAUUGAUCAACUUUCGAUUCGCGGAAUUCGCGUGUGUCAGCGACUUGGAAAAAGCUUUUAACAGUCUAGCACUCAAACCGGAUCAACGUGAUGUCACACGUUUUAUCAUUCCUACAGAUUGGACAAGCAUCAAAGAUUCUACCGUCAAAGUGUUUCGGUUUAAAGUAGUUAACUUUGGAACCAUCUGCGCACCUACCAUGCUGGCAUUAAGCCUUCGAUGGUUUCUAGAACAUCACAGACUCAAAUCAGACCCGGACAUAUUAAAGCGAACCUAUGUCGAUAACAUUCUAUCUCAAGCCGCCACUGAAGAGGAAUUAGUCGCGAAAGCCAAAGAAGCGAAACAACUCCUCAGCACGGUCAGAUUUCACCUCCGCGAAUUUUACUCAAAUUCGGCUGAAUUGAUGAAGGAGCUAAACCCCACAGAAACUAGAGACUCAACAAAGUUUCUGGGAAAAAACUGGAACUUUCAACAAGACUUAAUCUUGAUGACGACGCCAACACUUCAACCCAUAUCUACAAAACGAAGUCUUUUACAGUUCAGAGGGAAACACUUUGAUCCAGAAGGACUAACAUGCCCCUUGACUCUUCCUUUAAACCUCAUCUUACAAGCCACAUGGUCUAUUCCGAACUUAACAUGGGAUGACCCAUUACCACCCCACAUCAUGGAAGAGCUAAACAACGUCGUCCCCUUCUGGGAAACUCCCACAACGUUUCGAAUUCCACGCAAAAUAAUUAACUGGAAUCAACCAUAUUAUCUUCACGCGUUCACCGAUGGCUCGAAAGUUGGUAUUGGCAUCUUGAUUUACUUAGCCGCUCUAGCAGAAGACCGCACGUUCGAAUUACCUCAAUUGAUCAUGGGCAAAUCUCGAGUAGCACCGAAAAAAGCAAAUUUGGAUUCCGAACUAACCAUUCCAACCACGGAAAUUGUGUCCAUUUCCAGCGGUGUCCUCCUGCUACAAUUUGUCGAACAACACCUUCCCUUCCCUCCAGAAAAGAUCAUCCUUUGGAACGAUAGUCGUUCUUCUUUGGAAUCACUUAUCAGAAACAUGGAUCACAAAUCAGUUUUCGUAAAAAAUCGAUUACGUUUGAUCCGCGAUAAAGGACGAAAUUACGAAAUUCGGCAUGUACCGGGUAAAGAAAACAGCGCAGACAUUCCGUCCCGAGGAAUAGUCAACCCCGCCGACUUAGUAGAAAAUAAAUUCUACUGGCACGGACCCAAAUUCUUGCAAAACCCAGAAGAUUGGCCUUCCGAACUCGUUAUACCAGCUGGAUCUUUCGAGGAGGACCAAACAACAGUGGCCGUCGUCACCCCACCAGAACCUCUGAUUGACCCCGAACGGUUCGGUUCUUGGAGUAAACUUCAUUUAACCGCCAGAAUAGUCAUCAAUUUUACACGGAAACUGCAGAAAAAGCCUGCCGCAAACAAUGCUGAGGUGGAUCGUCUACUCUUCCUCCUGGAUCAACAACGGAACCCUCCCUCGGAGAAAGAGAUCACCGACUUCAGGCUCUUCCAAGACCAACAUAACCUCUGGCGUUGCGACAUCCGCCUACAGGAAAGCGACCUACCUCCAGCCGCAAAAACCCCUAUAUGGCUACCGAAUUCGCAUCAGACACGUCUAAUCAUCAGACACUACCAUAAUCAAAAGCUUCAUGCCGGAGUUGAUCUUACCUUAUGCCAACUACGGACCAAAUAUUGGGUAAAAAGAAGCUUUGUGAGGAAAACCAUCAAAACUUGUAGUUUUUGUAAGCGUCAAAAGUCAAAACCCUUCGAAUUUCCCCCUUUCGCACCACUCCCCCAAACACGGUGUACACAAGGGAUCCCGUUCGAUGCCGUCGGAGUUGACACCUGUGGACCCUUCAAGGUGAAAGACCACGAAGAUGUUCAUGUCCUGAUUUUUUCGUGUCUCAAAUAUCGAGUCCUCCAUACAGAAGUUAUAGCCAGCUUGCAAACCACUGAUAUUAUCCACGGUUUUACAAGAUUCAUUUCACGAAGAGGACCCCCUUCACAAAUCUUGAGUGACAAUCACCCCUCACUGUGCGCCGCCAAAGACUUCCUUCAGAAAACCCACCAGACUAAUCAAAAUUUUUGUUGGAGUUUUAUCACACCAAGGUGUCCUUGGGAGGGCGCUUCGUACGAAAGGAUUAUCGCAGAGUUAAAAAGAGCAAUGAAAAACUCCGGAACAAAAUCCAAAUUGGACAUUGAAGAGUUCCGAACGUUGAUAUCCCGAUCGGAAGAAGUGGUAAAUUCCAGACCUCUCACCGCACAAUCUGACGACGUUAACGAUCUUCGAGCGAUAAAACCUUUCGACUUUAUCGGUGUCCGAUCAGACUACGAAGGAGACAGUGAAGGAGAUGAACCAGAAGAAGAAGAAAGAGACCCAACUUACGUAGAACGAGAAAAUCUACAAGAAACUCUACGAAAGAAGAAAAAUAGAAUAGAGGCAAGAUUAGAAAAGUUCAAGACGUUCUGGAUAAAACAUUAUCUUCAAUAUCUAGCCGAGAAGAAUUCGAAAAAACGGAACAAUGGGAUAAGAAGAACCCCAAUUGUAGGAGAAUUGACAUUAGUCGCGGACCCCACCUUACCAAGACAGCAAUGGAAAUUAGGAAGGAUCCAACACCUAAACGAAGGCCGUGACGGUAUCGUGAGAACUGCCGAUGUCUUAGUGGCGGAUAACUUGAAGAAUUAUCCAGCCGAAACCUCCAGAAAAAUCAUAAAAAGGAACAUCACUCAACUCUACAGCCUGGAAAUCACACCAAGCGAAGACACAGAUUGGCUGAAAGAGUUACUACCACAACCGGAUGUCGAAAUACCGGCACCUCGAAGAUCACCGAGAACAAAGAAAUUGAAUCUGGCCUCAGAACAAUUCAACCUCCUGUCAAUAAACACCGUGUUAAUGGUGUUGUCAAUUGUUUUCAUGCUAAUCUACCCAAGCGAGGGCUACAAUUUCUGCCCCAUGGAUACAAGGCCAGUUUACUGGCGACCGACACCAAUGCGCGCAUGUUCGGUUCCUUAUAUGGAAAAUCUUACCCCAACAACCGUGGUGGUGUAUCAAGCGAAUCACGUAGAAUACAAGACAAAGGCAUAUAUUUGCUCAGCUGAACUCCACAAAAUAACUUCGUGGACUGACAUCUAUGGGUUUGAAAGAAGUGAAGAAGAGAUAAUUGAGAAAUCGGAAUUAAGUGCCGAAGAAUGCUGGAGAAUGAAGGAAACCCGAAAAUGUAUAUACGGUUCACUAUCUAUGCAUGGAGAAGAUCUGAAGACCAACACAAGACCAGAGCUCUCUGAUAUCCCAAAUAGGUUUAUGAGUCUCCUCAACAGGAGAGACGAAGAAUUUGGAGUUUGUAAAGUACUGUCGACACUAGUUCUCGCUCAUUUCGGAUCGACAGAAGCAGUAUGCCCAAGAAUAGACCUAACCAACUGUAAAUAUGAAGACAACCAAUGCCGAACCAAAGACGAUCGGAUGGUGGUAUGGAUUCACAACACAACACAAAACUGUCCAUACAUAAAAGCAUCAACUGUUAAGGGAGUUAAAAACAACCAGACGUUCAUAUCUGAAGAAGAGGAACUGAUGCUGACCUUUUCAAAUAAGAGAACAGUGUCGUGCCAAGAUAAGCUCUGGAUAUCGGAUCAAGGAGUCCCGUUCCAAUUUGAGAAGAAUACGUCACCCAAGAAAAGAGAUUUGACAACAGCAGAAAAACAGUUCGCGAGUCACGUCAACCUAGUAGAUCUCCAGAACACAACAAGGAUCCUAUGUGACGAAAUCAACCAACAAGGCCAGAUAUUGAAUCAAUUAAUAGCGAGCAAACCAGCCGAAUUCGCCCAAAGACUUCUCAACCGAACAGACGUAAAAGUACAAUCAGUAGGGCACGGCAUCGUGAGUAUUACCUUUUGCACCACAGUGCCGGAUGAAAAAGUACACUUCCAACAAGAAGAGACCAGAGAAUUUAGAAUAAAAGUCAACGUAGAUGGAAAAGGGAUAAUGUUCUUGGACCCAGUUACGGAGGAAUUACAUUUGAAUCCGUCAGGCCUUUUCACAGAUACGGAACGAGUUGUCCGACAUAACGGCAAAUACUUCAGAUCAACACAAGGAUAUCUCCAACCGAUUAACGUUGUAACAGACGAACGAGAAGAAGUGCAAGUUCUCACCAAAGAAUUCGUCUUCAAGAAGGGCCAUUCCCUCACCACCCCGUGGCUGGACGAAAUGUUGGUAAAAGAAUACUUGAAAUCACACAACGACCUCAUCGAGUCCUUUUCUAAGCCAAUCGUCAGGAGAUCAUCAAAGACGUGGAGAGAAGAAAUCACAGAAAUCAUCGUCUCUCCAAUUCUGCCUUACUUACGGUUGUGGUGGUCAAUCUGUGCGGGACUAGUCUCGCUAUACACAGUUACGUCGAUCCUAAACAACUUCACCGCAGAAAAGAAGAUCCAACUCAAGAUGCCAAGGAGGAAUGCCAGGAAGAAAAAUCCUCUCCGACGAAAGAGGAAAAACAACCGGAGGUCAUCCCAAAGGCCCAAUGAAGAAACCCCGCUUGGAAUAGUCUUCCAAAGGGCAGAACUGCCGAGGAGAUCUGUCAAAAUAAGGCAACUUCUCGCGCGCGGAGUGUCGCGACCACCGCGAAAAGCCUAA